AUGGGGCACUCUCUUGUCUGGCCGUUUCUAGCCGGCGCUGCCUUUUUUGUGCUCCUGGGUACCGCCGCCGGAUCCCACAGUCUUUCUUACAACGCUACAGUGCUGUCCUGGGAUGGCUUUGUUCAGGCCAGAUUUUUUGCUAUGGGAUACCUGGAUGGUCAGGCCUUCGUGCACUUUGAUGACACAAAGUGGAGGGCAGAGCCCCAGGGACAGUGGGCUGAAAGGCUGGGAGCAGAGACAUGGGAGACAGAGUCCAAGGACUUGAACGAGGCAUGUAAGGAGCUCAGAAAACUUCUAGCAGAAAUCCUGUCCCUGCAGAAGGAGAAAAGAGGCUUACAUUCCCUCCAGGAGACUGUGGGCUGUGAGAUCCGUGAAGACAGCCGCGCCUGGGGCUUCAGGCUUCUCUACUUCGAUGGGGAGCUCCUCCUCUCCUGUUACCCGGAGGCCCACGGAUGUGCCCUGCCCCAGUCCUCGUCUCGGACCUUGGCCAUGGAAAUGGAGAAGUCCUGGGACACAGACGGCUUUCUAAGCAAGCAUUACCGGGCCCACGUGCAGGGAGAACUUUGUGGAAGACUGCGGGGCUACCUGGAAUCCUGGACGGGCUUCAUGGAGAGGACAGUGCCACCAGCCGUGAAUGUGACCCGCAGCCAGGAUUCGGAGGGCAUGGUCCACCUCACAUGCAAGGCUUUUGGCUUCUUUCCCCGGAAUAUCUCAGUGGCCUGGUUUCGGGAUGAGGAACCCAUGAGCCGGGACACCCUGGAGUCUGGGGGUGUCCUGCCUGAUGGGAACGGGACCUACUAUACCUGGGAAACCAUAAUAAUUCCCCAAGGAGAGGAGCAGCGGGUCAAGUGCCUUGUGGGACACAGUGGGAAUCACAGUACACACCUUGCAUCCUUGGGUGAGACUGGGUUAUUUAUUUCUUUUUCUUUUCCCGAGAGCCGAUUAGCCUACAAGACCAGGAUCAAUUCCAGACGGAGCCAACUGAUCAUAAUGGCCUCACACACCCAGAAUUUCAAUCCUUGUGUCAGACUCUGGAUCCAUCAGUUCAACUGGGGAAGCUUAGAACGUGCAGCCAGAAGGCCUGAAUUCAGCUCCCUGUCCUGGUCUUACUAA
Messenger RNA from Rangifer tarandus platyrhynchus (Svalbard reindeer), 1113 nucleotides. The record is from the annotation of a GenBank genome assembly. Lineage: Eukaryota; Metazoa; Chordata; Mammalia; Artiodactyla; Cervidae.